AUGCUGCGGCUUGUUGUGCAGUCGGCCAAGAUUGACCCACCACUAGCUCCACUACCCAGGCCCUGCAUGUCUAUCGACUUCAGAGAUGUCAAGAAAAGAACUCGUGUGGUGGAAGGGAAUGAUCCCGUGUGGAAUGAGACCCUAAUCUGGCACCUCUGGAACCGCCCCCUGGAAAAUGACUCCUUCCUGCAAGUCACCCUUCAGGACACGGGCUCACAAAAGGAAGAAAGCUUCAUUGGCCUGGCCACAGUCCUGCUCAAGCCAUUGUGGAAACAACCAAGCAAGGUCCUUUUUGUGAAGGAUCUGACCCUGCUCAACCAUUCCAUGAAGCCCACAGAUUGUACUGUCACCCUACAGGUGGCCCACAUGAGCCACCGGGAUAUUGAGAAGACAGGAGCUGAAGACCUCCUGGGCAUAACGGCAAGAGAGGCGGCCAGGCAGAAACUGCUGGUCCCUGGCUCCACCGCGCACAGGGCUCUGUCCUCAAAGCCUCAGCACUUUCAGGUGCGAGUGAAGGUGUUUGAAGCCCGACAGCUCAUGGGCAACAACAUCAAACCAGUGGUGAAGGUGUCCAUCGCAGGCCAGCAGCACCAGACACGCAUCAAGAUGGGGAACAACCCUUUCUUUAACGAGAUCUUCUUCCAGAAUUUUCACGAGGUUCCUGCAAAGUUCUUUGAUGAGACCAUCUUAAUUCAGGUGGUGAACUCCUCAGUAAUGAGAUACAAAGCAGAGAUCGGGAGAUUUCAAACAGAUAUUGGGUUUAUCUACCAUUCUCCGGGUCACACACUCCUAAGGAAAUGGCUAGGCCUCUGCCAACCAAAUAACCCCGGCAGUGGUGUGACAGGCUACCUGAAAGUCACCAUCUGUGCCCUCGGUGUGGGAGACCAGGCCCUGAUAGAUCAAAAGCAGCUGUAUGGGGCCGAUGACACCGAUAUUCAGAUCUUCAAGUCAGCGGUAGUCCCGAUCAACAUGGCUUACUUACAGUUCUUCAUCUACUGCGCAGAGGACCUUCACCUCAAGAACCAGCAGUCAGUGAAUCCUCAGUUGGAGGUGGAACUAAUUGGGGAAAAGCUCAGGACGCACAUGCAGACGCAAACCGACAACCCGAUAUGGAACCAGAUCCUGACCUUCCAGAUUCAGCUACCCUGCCUCUCCAGCUACAUCAAGUUCAGAGUCUUGGACUGCCACAGGAAGGACUGCUCGGAUGAGAUUGGGACCGCCAGCCUGUCCCUCAACCAGAUCUCGUCCACCGGAGAGGAGAUCGAAGGCGCGUACUCUGGCUUCCUGCCCUGCUUUGGCCCCAGCUUCCUGACUCUGCACGGGGGUAAAAAGGCCCCUUUCAGGAUCCAGGAAGAAGGCGCUGAGGCGGGGCGGGCUCUGAUUGGCCCGGCGGGGAGCGCAGACUCAGUGAUGGCAGUUCCCACCCAGCCGGAAGCAUUGGAUGGUUUAGCUUAUCGAGGCCGAGUCUUCCUGGAGUUAAUCACCCAAAUCAAGUCCUGUCAAGACUCCACGAUAAAAGAUCUCUCCCAUGAAGUGACCAGGAUAGAGAAGCACCAGAACCGCCAAAAGUAUGGGCUGUGCGUCAUCUUCCUCUCCUGCACCAUGAUGCCCAACUUUGAAGACCUGAUCCAUUUCGAGGUCAGCAUCGGUCACUAUGGGAACAAGAUGGACCUGAAUUACAAGCCUCUAGUCUCAAGCACACAGUACAGCCCAGUGAUAUAUGAUGGGAACAUCUACCAUUAUGUGCCCUGGUACAACAUCAAGCCUGUCGUGGCCGUGACCUCCAACUGGGAGGACGUCAGCUUCCGCAUGAACUGCCUCAACCUCCUCCACUUCACUCGGGACCGCCUGAAAGCCAACCUGGACACCCUGAAAUCCACGCGGAAUCCGAAGGACCCAGCUCUCCUCUGCCAGUGGGAGAAACUGCUGAGGGAGCUGGUGGAGGACUGCAAGCGCCCUCUGCCCUGCAUGACCGACCAGCCCAAAGCCACCAACCUGGACAGGAAGAGGUGGCAGCUCCGCAGCCUCCUCCUGCAAGAACUGGCCCAAAAGGCCAAGCAAGCCAUGCCCAGGGACAUGGUGGCCACAGCGGAGGACUGGCUGUACCGCCUCAACGCUGUGCUCCCUGAGCCCCAGAUGGGCCUUCCUGACGUGAUGAUUUGGCUGGUGGCCAAGGAGCAGCGAGUGGCCUACGCACAGGUGCCUGCCCACUCCGUCCUCUUCUCCCGGGCAGGGGCCCUGCACUCCGGCAGGCUCUGUGGGAAGAUACAGACACUCCUCCUCCAGUACCCAGAGGGUGAAGGACAGAAGGAUGUGCUCCCAGCUCACCUCCGGGUCUGCAUGUGGCUUGGCAAUGUCACAGACAGCAAGGACCUGCAGCUUCUCUGCCAGGGUGACAUGGCAGUGUACGCCGAGACGUAUGAGAAUCAGGCCAAGUAUAAAGACCAGUGGGGGCAGCAGGGGCUGUAUCGCUGCCCCAACUUCUCAGAUGUCAUGGGGAACAAGACCCUCCCCAUGACGGAUUUCCAGCCACCCCUGGGAUGGCACUGGCAGGACAGCUGGACAGUGGAACCUCAGAGGAGACUCCUCCUGGACACAGACAUCAACAAGAGCCAGGUGCUGGAGGAGGUAUAUGAGAACCAGGGCCGCGACAUCAGAGGCGCCUGGGGGCCUGCCGCCAUCCCAAACACAGACGUGAACGGACAGCCCACGGAGGCCCGGGAGAACGUGAAGUGCCCCCAAGGCUGGCACUUUAAGAAGGACUGGGUGGUGGAGCUGAACCACGCAGUGGACAGUAAGGGCUGGGAGUAUGGCGUGGGCAUCCCCCCCUCGGGCCUGCCCCAGGUCUGGAGCCCGGUGGAGAAGACCUACCACUCGUGCCGCCGGCGGCGCUGGGCGCGCGUGCGCUUCCGGAACCGCGGGGAGCUGAGCCGCGAGCAGGAGACCGUCUCCUUCCUGCAUCUGGGCCCGGCCGAGGGCGAGGAGGACGGCUGGGAGUACGACGCCUUCGGCUCCAAGUUCCACCUCCACCCUCAGCCCCGGAGCCGCUUCCGCCGCCGCUGCUGGCGCCGCAGGCUGGUGCCCGACAAGGACAAGGGCGUCGCGCCCGUCUUCCUCCUGGAGGGCUCCUUGGCCAUGGAUCUGAAACACCGAGCUGGGAAGGAAGAGGAGAGCAAGCCAUGGCCGUGGGGUCUGGACAGACAGUUCAGGGACCCCCAGAGGCAGGACGCCCGGCCCCCCAACAUGCCCUUCAUCUACUGCACCUUUAACAAGCCCCACUACUACCAGCUCUUCUGCUACAUCUACCAGGCCCGGAACCUGGUGUCCAAUCAGAUCCUGACAUUCCAAGGGCCCUUCAUUCGGGUGGUCUUCCUGAACCACAGCCAGUGCACCCAAACCCUGAGGAGCUCUGCAGGCCCCACGUGGGCACAGACACUCAUCUUCCAGCACCUCCUUCUGUACGAAAACCCGCAGGACACCAAAGAGAGCCCGCCGCUUGUGGUGCUAGAGCUGUGGCAGCGUGACUCCUGGGGCAAGGAGAGCUUGUGGGGACGAAGCAUGUGGCCCCCAGUGGUCUGGCUGGAUCUCCAGGACCGGAUCCUGCCCCCCAUGAGGUGGCACCCCCUUAUGAAGGAGCUGGGGAAGGAAGAGGGCGAGAUCUUGGCAUCCUGUGAGCUGAUCCUCCAGACUGAGAAGCUUGGCGAGAAGCAGCUGCCUAUCUUAAGCGUUCCCUGGAAGAAUGGGGCAUACACACUCCCCAAGAGCAUCCAGCCCACGAUAAAGAGGAUGGCCAUUGAGAUCCUGGCCUGGGGCCUUCGGAACAUGAAGAAGGCGAGCUCCCCCCAGCUCCUGGUGGAAUUCGGGGAAGAGUCCCUGAGGACAGAACCCAUCAGAGACUUUCAGACCAACCCCAACUUCCCCGAGUCCGAGUCUGUCCUAGUCCUCAUAGUGCUCAUGCCCACGGAGGCGGCCUACGCACUGCCCCUCGUGGUGAAGGUGGUGGACAACUGGGCCUUCGGCCAGCAGACCGUGACGGGCCAAGCCAACAUCGACUUCCUCCAGCCCUACUUCUGUGACCCCUGGGCUCAGGACUACGUGCACCCAAAGCUUCCGAGGCUGUCUGGGAAGAAGCACCAGGACUUCCUAGGCUACCUCUCCAGAAAGUUCUGGUUCAAGUCCAGUAAAGCAGAGGAUGAGUAUGAGCACGAGGUGGACUGGUGGAGCAAGCUGUUCUGGGCCACAGAUGAGCACAAGUCCCUGAAGUACAAGUACAAAGACUACCACACCCUCAAGGUGUACGACUGUGAGCUGGAGGCCGUGCCAGCCUUCCAGGGCCUGCAGGACUUCUGCCAGACCUUCAAGCUCUACCAGGAGCAGCCCAAGUUGGACAGCCCCGUGGUAGGGGAGUUCAAGGGCCUCUUCCGUGUCUACCCCUUUCCUGAGAAUCCAGACGCCCCGAAGCCCCCGCUCCAGUUCUUGGCUUGGCCAGAGAGAGAGGACUUCCCCCAGCCAUGCCUGGUGCGGGUGUACGUGGUACGAGCCAUCAACCUGCAGCCCCAGGACUACAACGGCCUGUGUGACCCUUACGUGAUCCUGAAACUGGGCAAGACAGAGCUUGGCAGCCGGGACAUGUACCAGCCCAACACUCUGGAUCCCAUCUUCGGCACGAUGUUUGAGCUCACCUGCAACAUCCCCCUGGAGAAGGACCUAGAGAUCCAGCUCUAUGACUUCGACCUAUUUUCACCUGAUGAUAAGAUAGGAACCACAGUCAUCGACCUUGAAAACCGACUCCUCUCUGGCUUUGGAGCUCACUGUGGGCUCUCCAAAUCCUACUGCCAGUCAGGACCCUUUAGAUGGCGGGAUCAGAUGCCCCCAAGCUACCUCCUAGAACGCUAUGCCAAGCGCAAAGGGCUGCCUCCGCCUCUGUUCAGUCCUGAGGAAGAUGCUGUUUUCUAUAACGGGAAAAAAUUCAAGCUGCAAAGCUUUGAACCCAAAACCCCUACUGUUCACGGUUUGGGGCCCAAGAAGGAACGCCUUGCACUCCACCUCCUGCACACCCAGGGGCUGGUGCCUGAGCACGUGGAGACCCGCACACUGUACAGUGACAGCCAGCCAGGCAUCGACCAGGGAAAGGUGCAAAUGUGGGUGGACAUCUUCCCCAAGAAGCUGGGGCCUCCUGGCCCCCCAGUCAACAUCAACCCCAGAAAGCCUAAACGGUAUGAGCUGCGCUGCGUCAUCUGGAAAACCGCCAACGUGGACCUGGUGGAUGACAAUUUAAGUAGAGAGAAGACGAGCGACAUCUACAUCAAAGGGUGGCUGUAUGGGCUGGAGAAGGACAUGCAGAAGACAGAUAUCCACUACCACUCGCUGACUGGGGAGGCGAACUUCAACUGGCGGUUCAUCUUUACCAUGGACUACCUGGCGGCGGAGCGCGUGUGUGUCCAGAGCCAGAAGGAUUACAUAUGGAGCCUGGAUGCCACGUCCAUGAAGUUCCCAGCCCGACUUAUCAUCCAGGUCUGGGACAAUGACAUCUUCUCCCCCGACGACUUCCUAGGGGUCCUGGAGUUGGAUUUGUCUGACAUGCCCCUCCCGGCUCGGCACGCCCAGCAGUGCUCCAUCAGGAUGAUGGACGCUGACCCCAAGUGGCCCUAUUUCCUCCAAUACAAGCACUUCUCCCUCUUUAAGAAGAAGACUGUGACUGGCUGGUGGCCUUGCCAGGUCCUCGAUGGUGGCAAAUGGCGCUUGUCGGGCAAGGUGAAGAUGAGCCUGGAGAUUCUGUCAGAGAAGGAAGCCUUAAUCAAGCCAGCCGGGCGAGGCCAGUCAGAACCCAACCAGUACCCUACACUUCACCCUCCCCUACGCCCCUACACCUCUUUCAUGUGGUUGCGGUCACCAGCUCAACACUUCUGCUCUGUUUUCUGGAAACGCUAUCGCUUCAAACUCAUCGCCUUUAUGGUCAUAUCGAUUCUAGCACUUUUGCUGUUCAACUUUAUCUAUUCAGCUCCGCACUAUUUGGCCAUGAGCUGGAUCAAACCUCAACUUCAGCUAUAUCCUCCCAUUAAAAUAUUCAAUAUCAUCACUUCACUAAACACCAGCAAUGCCAGCUCUUCCAUCCUUCCCACCCAGGAUCCAAACCUAAAGCCUACAAUAGACCAUGAGUGGAAACUCCACCCAGGACCUACCAAUCACCUGAGUAACAUUUUCCCAGAACUUCCAGCCCCAGAAGACUAAUUAGCCCACGCUGCCCGGCUUUCCUCCUCUACCAACAGCCCUCCCCUUGGGCCGCCUACCAGUUCUUUGUUUCUGUCUUCUAGGAUAGAUGCAAGGUGCUAGGAAUAUUCUGGCUAUUGUGUUCAGAAAUCACUUCCAACAAGAAGAGCAGAGCUAUAAUUUUCCACUGAAAUAAACAAGUUCUGUAACA
This is a messenger RNA of Mandrillus leucophaeus (drill), 6421 nucleotides long. It is a transcript of the gene FER1L5, whose product is annotated as fer-1-like family member 5. Gene Ontology annotation, cellular component: cytoplasmic vesicle; T-tubule; membrane. The record is from RefSeq and is a predicted model, not a curated record. The coding region runs from base 1 to 6231 and encodes 2076 amino acids. The transcript is spliced from 54 exons. Gene Ontology annotation, biological process: plasma membrane repair; negative regulation of phagocytosis; vesicle fusion. NCBI's taxonomy places the organism in Eukaryota, Metazoa, Chordata, Mammalia, Primates, Cercopithecidae. Gene Ontology annotation, molecular function: calcium-dependent phospholipid binding; calcium ion binding.